AUGAUCGAGGAGAAGGCUGGAUCUAACGAGAACAUCGAUGGUACUGACGGCGGAGAGGAUGAUGACGAGCUGCUUCGGCACGUUGAAAGUAUUGCGAGAGAUAGGAACGGCCAGCAAUGCCCCAAUGGCGGUAUCGAGGAUCGCGUCUCCGUUGAAGGAAACACAAACGACAUGGCCAUGGGUGAAGCAGCCUCGGAUUCUGACAGAACCGGCCGCGAGCGGCUCCGUGAAGCCCGAGAACUUAACGUAGAGCCACAGAAUGAAGAUUCGACUCUCAUUAGCGAGCAAACAGACGACUCAUCCGACCGUUUUCCCAAUGCCACCAGUCUCGGGACUAUCGCCACCGGCCAAGGCUCAGAGUUCAGCCAAGACAUCGACGGCUGGGAGUCGUACAUGGGAGAAGAGAAAAUCGAGGAAGAUAGCCAACUUGAGCUACUCGGUGCCGUUCUCAUAGAAGCGAGAGAUCGCCCCGCGGGUACGGAUCGUCAUAACAGCCGCGUCGUUCGAGAAAUUUGCCUCGACUCAAACGGUUCUCUGGAUGCAUCUUCUGGAAGAGAUCGAGUGGGUUCCCUAUCCGCAGAUAGCGAAACGCGGCGAUCAGAAACACCUGCUCAACGCAAGUCCUUCCGACGUGACCCCAGAAAUGCAGCGCACGACGCCAACGAAACCAGCAAACAGAAGGGUCUGUCUCGUGCUUCCAAUAGGCUGGGAGGUCAGGAUCUCAGCAUUGUGAGGGAUAACUUUCAUGAAAUGGGUGGAAGAAUCGCCAGAGCCAAGCAUAAGCGGACGUCUUCCGAGCCGUCGCCACCUCCAACUUUCGUAGUCUCCAAACGAACAAAGGCUGGAAGCGCAUGGACGACCUCGGCAAACAGUUCGCCGCGCACAAGGACACUCAAUUAG
Messenger RNA from Phytophthora nicotianae INRA-310, 900 nucleotides. RefSeq lists its product as hypothetical. The record is from RefSeq and is a predicted model, not a curated record. Lineage: Eukaryota; Oomycota; Peronosporomycetes; Peronosporales; Peronosporaceae. The transcript has a single exon. Bases 1 to 900 code for a protein of 299 amino acids.